Salvelinus fontinalis (brook trout) is the source of this 1833-nucleotide messenger RNA. RefSeq names its product forkhead box protein N1-like. Gene Ontology annotation, molecular function: DNA-binding transcription factor activity, RNA polymerase II-specific; transcription cis-regulatory region binding. Gene Ontology annotation, biological process: regulation of transcription by RNA polymerase II. Lineage: Eukaryota; Metazoa; Chordata; Actinopteri; Salmoniformes; Salmonidae. The coding region runs from base 1 to 1833 and encodes 610 amino acids. The transcript has 9 exons. The record is from RefSeq and is a predicted model, not a curated record.
AUGUCUACAGAAUCUCCCAGCUCCACGUGUACUCACAGUGCCAACAGGUCCCUGACAACCACACCAGCCCCUCAGAUCUCCUCCCUACGCACCUGUGAACCUUCAGGGUCCUCCCUCCAGCAGAUGGUGCACUCAAAGUGUGAUGAGAGCAGUUCUGUGUCAUUUACCACUGCCCAGCGUGAGAAAGAAAGCGCCACCUACAGACAGAGAAAUGCCGCUGCAGAGACCUGCAGGAGGCACAGCAUUGAUGGAGCCAUGGUAACACAGAGUCAAAGGUCAAACUUAGGGUCAGUGUCAGCUGACCGCUUCCACCCCUACCAUCGUCAGUUCAGCAAUGGUGGGGUUGCCACGGGUUGCCUGGCCCCUGGUCCCCCUGGGUCUCAUCCCUUCAUCUGUCUCAGAGAGGUGGAUGCUCCAGAUAGCUUCACAGACACAUACACAUCUACCAGUGAGGAACAGACAUGCUGGGAUCCAUACAACGGGAGUUUCCAAGCUUCCAGACUGAUGCACUCUUACCCAGAACCACUGGCUGCACCCAAGGAACCUUCCUGCUUCCUGUCCCAAGGCUAUGCCUCCUACAGCCCGCUAGCCCCACUGAAGCAGUUCUCACCAGGUGUGUAUUCUACCAGUGGAAAAUCCAAAAGUUCUCAGUACUCUCUCCAGGGCCUCUCCACUCCAACCCAUCAAGACAGUAGCAUGCAGUCCCUCUUCCCCAAGCCCAUCUACUCAUACAGCAUUCUGAUCUUCAUGGCUCUGAGGAACAGUAAGACAGGGAGUCUCCCGGUUAGUGAGAUCUACAGGUUCAUGACUGAACACUUCCCCUACUUCAAGACGGCUCCAGAUGGAUGGAAGAACUCGGUCCGCCACAACCUGUCUCUGAAUAAGUGUUUUGAGAAGGUGGAGAAUAAGAUUGGCAACUCUUCCCGUAAGGGCUGCCUGUGGGCCCUCAACCCAGCCAAGAUAGAGAAGAUGCAGGAGGAGCUACACAAGUGGCGCCGUAAAGACCCCCUCACUGUCCGCAAGAGCAUGGCCAGACCAGAGGACCUGGAUCGCCUGUUGGGGGAAAGACCAGAGAAUCUGAAAUCUUUACCCUUUUACCACCAGACCCCACUGGCAAGAUCCACCACAAACUACGACCCUACCCCUUCCUCCUUCACUUCAUCCCAGCCUCCAGAGCCCUGUCGCCCUCUCCAACGUCCCCUCUACCUCCACGUCCCCCCUUCCACCCUGACAGUCAACCAGCACCCCCGCUACAUGUCCCCCACCACCCCCCACCCCUUCUCCUUCUACUCCCCCUGCGGACAGCAGCCUCCAUCAGGUAUCCCUCCCAAUGUGGGUACCUUGGGUUCCCCCUUGGCGGGGCAGACACCCUCCAGCUGUAGCGCCACCAUACAGGCAGAGUAUGACGUUGGGCCCAGGAGCAUGCAGGAGCUACAGCUAGAGGGAGAUGCUAGUAACGAUAUUGACAUGCUCAACCCCAGCUUGACUGACCUGCAACUCCACGGUUACUUGUGGGAGGAGCUGAGAGAGGACAGCCUGGCUCCUGAUUCGCUGGUGGCAAUCAGUCCCUCUCCGUCCCUCUCAUCUUCCCAGCCGACACACUUCCUCCUGGGGUCAAGUCUGAGGAGCACCUGUCCUGUCAACCAGACAUCAGAGUUGAUCUCUGUCGGUCUGGGGAAGGAAGAGGAGGAAGAUGAGGAGGAGAUGGACGGAGGAUGUGGAGGUCUAUCAGACCUACAUAUUAAUGGACAGUACCACACAGCCUACCCAGGACAACUCAAGACUGGGGUUGUGAAGGUCAAGACUUAUCACAAUGCAGCAAUGAAACAGUGA